AUACUAUCUGUUCAUGGACCUACUCUAAUCAGACAUUCCGAUCGUGUAUUUUUCUUAUGUAUUCUAAUAAAUUAGUUCGAUAAGCAGAAUUUAAUUUGACUUUUAGAAUUAAAUUUUUCUUUACCUGCAAAUAUAUAUUAACUUUUAAAGAACUGAAAUAAUGGAUAAGCUACGUCGUGUUCUUAGCGGUGAUGACCGCACACCGGAGGAAGAAAGCAGCAUCAUUACCCAGAUUAAUGAUAUGUCAACAUUAAGCUGGAGCACGCGUAUCAAAGCGUUUUGUGUAUGUUUUGUUUUGGGCAUAUUAUUGUCAUUUCUCGGCUCCAUUGCUCUGUUUUUACAUCGUGGCAUUGUAGUCUUUGCUGUAUUCUAUACUCUGGGCAACAUCAUAUCAAUGGCCAGCACGUGCUUCCUCAUGGGACCCUUGAAACAGGUCAAGAAAAUGUUCGCCGAUACACGAUUGAUAGCCACCAGCAUCGUCAUCGUCUCAAUUGUCAUGACGUUCGUCUCAGCUAUUGUGUUAAAAAAAGCCGGACUCACGCUUAUAUUCAUAAUCAUUCAAUCCCUGGCCAUGACCUGGUAUUCCCUCUCUUAUAUACCCUACGCACGAGAUGCAGUUCGUAGCACCGUUUCGGCAUGCUUUGAGGUUUAGUCUAGUGUUUUGUACAGUACUUUACAAUUAUAUAUAUCUAUAUAUAUAUAUGUAUUUUUUGAAAACAAUGUAAUUUGUAUUAUUAAUAAUGAUUUACUUAUA
This is a messenger RNA of Drosophila hydei, 754 nucleotides long. RefSeq names its product vesicle transport protein SFT2A. The record is from RefSeq and is a predicted model, not a curated record. The transcript has 4 exons. The coding region runs from base 161 to 652 and encodes 163 amino acids. Gene Ontology annotation, cellular component: membrane. Gene Ontology annotation, biological process: vesicle-mediated transport. NCBI's taxonomy places the organism in Eukaryota, Metazoa, Arthropoda, Insecta, Diptera, Drosophilidae.